Xyrichtys novacula (pearly razorfish) is the source of this 2372-nucleotide messenger RNA. The record is from the annotation of a GenBank genome assembly. Lineage: Eukaryota; Metazoa; Chordata; Actinopteri; Labriformes; Labridae.
GAGAAACCUGCCUUUUCAAAUCAUACAACAAUGACUUCAAUGGGAGGCCUCGCAGGGAUUUGGAUCCUCGCACUGCUGACUUUUCAUGGUGCAGAUGUGGGAGGUAAUUUCUUCUCAGUACUCACAGCAUUGACUCUCAGUGUUCUUGAAAACCUGAAGGUGUUAACUUCUGUGAUUCUUGAUCUCCUGUCUCCACAGAGUCUGUAAGAAACUCCCUCAAUGAGCCUGACGUCCCCUUCCCUCCAGCCUAUCCCACCCCUCUGAACCUCGGUGCUAUAUGCCACUUUGGUCAGGGCCGACCCAGGUACCCUGACAACUUCUUCUCAGGCUCUGGAUCCAGCCACUUCCGCCGCCGUGGAGAUGCCAUCAACCGUCUGGAGUCGUGGUACAGUUUGUGCUGCAGUGGACAGGUCGCCCAGGACAACAACCAGAUCCUUUGCUGCACCCGACAAGCUGUGAGUGUUACAUUCAGUGACUCCUUUGUUGUGGUUUUUCUAGAUAGAUGCACUUUUCAUCUUUAAAGUGUAAUUAAAUACGUCUGAAUAUUCACUGGGUGCAAUCAUAAAGUAAUUUUUAACCAAAGAUACACAAAAUAGCUGAACUGUGUGUGUAAUACUCUCUAAAAAUGGGCUUUGUUGAUGUUUUUACUGCAACACAAAGCACUACGAAACACAGAGCUACCAGUAUUUAAUCAUUUAAUGCACAAAACUUUGGCUUUUGAUUUUUCCUCUGGGUCCUCAGCAUAGAGAUCAUUUUAGUUUAUCUUCUUCUCCCUCGUAUGACUGUUUCUCUCUUCCUACAGUGGAAACAGGCCCUGUCUCGGUUCUGUGUGGACGAAUACUCCACCAUGACUCUCCCCUAUGAGUGCUGUGAGGACAGAGGAGACGCACGCUGGGCCUGCUUUGACAGCGAGCUCCCAAACCCAGGCUACAACCCAUUACCAGGAUACACUGCACCUGCAGUCCCUUUGCAGCCAGGAUUCACCUUCAACGCUCAUGCUUGCUAAAGGUGUAAAAAUAAAUCCAAUUUAAGUAUGUCCAAUAUAAAACAAAAACUACAUAAACAGUACAGCUGUGUGAAAGACAUAAAACUUCUGCAAAUACAUACUAUUAAUAUAUUCACAUUUAAACAUUAGAGUUAAAUCAAGCGUCUCUGCACCUUGCAGAUAGCAGAGGCUCAGAAGAGAUUAUCAGUGCUACAAAUAAUGAAAAAAGCUAAAUUUGUAAUAGUUUUUAAUAUUUCAUUUUUUUUAAUGCAAUAUUUUUUAAUCACAAUAUGUCAUGGCAUGAAGAAAUGCUAUUCUUAUUUGAAAAUGUAAACUGUCUUAACUCAAGUUGAUUUUAUGUCACUGUUUCUGGUUUACUGAUGAAAUCUAUUUUAAGAAGCAAUGAAUAAGUUUUUAAAAUUUUACACAAUGCUCUUUUUCUUUAUUCUUUCCUUAUUUUUUUAAGAAUAUCAAGUUUACAGUAAUUAUAUUGGAUUGUCAUAUACAAUGGAGGAAAACUGCUCAGGUUUAAACCAAAUACCUUAUAAACAAGUUCAGAUCUUUCAUCCAAGAAAUUAAAAAUCAAUCAUUGUAAUAAUAUAUUUGUCCAACAGAGGUCAGUGUUGGCCAUUACAGUCGCUGGAGUAAGCUGGGAGAAAACUGAAGAGUGUUCAGUAGGAAGUAAAAGUUACAAACAUUACUUUUUCCCGUUUUCACUGUUUUGUUGUUGUAGUCUGUGUUAUUUGUAUGAGUGAAUUAACUUUGUGCUCCAGAACUCAGAGAUUAUAAAAGAAGUAAAAUUAGAAAUCGCAAAAGGUCCUCCUAAGAUCCUGCUCGGCUUCAAAAUAAAAGGAUAUGACGUUGAACCACAUGAAAUAUCCAUGCAUCAGUCUUUUUUUUAUUUUCUAAUCAUACUCGAUGUCUUCCGUGAACAGUUUUGUUAAUAACUUCUCUGUGUUGAAAACCUGCAGAGAAUAAGAAGGCUGCACACGGAGGUUAGGAAGUGCUUUGGUGCUGCCUAAAUAUAUAAAUAUGUGCUUAUAUUAUUAUUAUUAUUAUUAUUAUUAUUAUUAUUAUUAUUAUUAUUAUUAUUAUUAUUAUUAUUAUUAUUAUUAUUAUUAUUAUUAUUUAAACAUUUUUUGUUUGGUUCAAUAAGAUUUACUUUUAUUUUGAAAAACACCACUUGUUUUAUUUUAUUCACUCAUUUGUUAUUUACUUUUUACUCACCUAUCAUUACCUUUUAUUUCAUUUUAAUCCAUUCAUCUAUCAACAGUUUUAUUUCUAACAUAAAAUUUUGAUCAAGUACCAACGUUGUUAAAUUGUUACUUUUUCCACUGUGAUUUCUAUAUUUCUUAAAGAACAAUAUUACAUUACAUUAAAACAUGAC